Symbiodinium sp. CCMP2456 is the source of this 672-nucleotide messenger RNA. The record is from the annotation of a GenBank genome assembly. Lineage: Eukaryota; Dinophyceae; Suessiales; Symbiodiniaceae.
AUGGAAUUCACAGGCUUUGGGGACGUUUUUUCGAAUCUUGCCAGCUUCGGCUGCUCAGGCAGUGCGGUUCCUGUGGCCAGGGCUAGGGUGCAACUGGCUGCAGGACGCGUUCCCGCCAGCAUUCGCAAGCUUGACGCCUCAUCCAAAUGGCUGGUCACCGCUGGACAGACAGCGGCUGUAGUCAUCCGCCAUGAUAUAUUGAGUCCAUACAUCGUGCUAGGUGGCAUCGCGGCAUCACUUUUCACUGCGAAGAUCAAGCGCAUCGUCAACCAGCGGAGACCACCAGGAUCUCCGCUGACAGAUCCCGGGAUGCCCUCUUCCCAUGCGCUUGUUGCGACCUUUAUGUCGGUGGCAUGGGCCACUCAAGUCCAGCCAGAACUGCUCCUUUUAACAAUUGUGCCAGCAUGCCAUUCGGUUGCGGUUGCGCAUCAGAUUCCUCCAUACGGCAACGAGUUCGGUCAGGCUCAGGUUGGCGUGGGUGCGACGGCAGGGACGCUUCUGUCCGUGGCCUGGAUGCUGCUUGGCCAGGACAUCAUCAGAAGCCCCACGAGUUUAGAAACGAAGGUAGUGUAUGCACUGUACAUCAUCUUCAGUGCCCUCUUCCUUGCGAAGCAGUUUCGCAAGGGCCGUUCCCGCAAGAAGGAGGAAGCCAUGUCGCCCAGUAUGAGCUGA